AAAGACGAUAAGCGGAAGAAGCAGAAGCACGGGGAAAAAAAGAACAAAAAAAAAAAUAGAUUAAGUGGCUUAACUUAACUGGUGCUAACGGGGACGCUGAGAGGAUUGCGUGGAUAAAACCGUCUAUCAUCCACGGACAGGGAACUGUUCUCGAACAGAUGUUGUCCAGCUGUUCUUCCUGUUAGAACUCCAUUACAAAUCUCCAGUUUCUUCUUUUGGACCAAGGAAACCUUCAGCCUGUCAGAUCAGAUGUCUUCAAGAAGGAAACCUGUGAAUGCUGCAGCAUUUCUGAUACUUCUGAUGAAAGUCUUCAGUGGUCUUAGCCUCUCGUGUCAUCCAGGAGAAUAUGACUUAGGAAAUCUUUGCUGUCUAAAGUGUCGUUCAGGAAGUAGGGUGCAAAAUCACUGCACUGUGGACAGGGAUACUUCCUGUCUGCCCUGUGUGGAUGGAACCUACACUGCAGAACCCAAUAGACUGGAUCGAUGUACUCCCUGUACAAGCUGUUACUCAGGUUUUGGUCUGAAGGUAAAGAGACCGUGUACAGAAACAUCAGAUACAGUCUGUGGACCACUGCAGGGAUUCUACUGUGUCCACACUACAGGACAAAGUUGUGAGAGAGCACAGGAACACAAACACUGUAAACCAGGACAGUACAUCAGCAAAUAUGGAACAGCCUCCACAGACACUGAAUGCUCUGCCUGCAGCAGUGGAACAUUUUCAGAUGGAACAUUUCACUCCUGUCAGCCACACACACAAUGUUACUCACUCAACCUUCAGCUGAUAACAGCAGGAACAUCUGCAGCUGAUGCUCAGUGUGGAGAAGGCAGUGUUAAUGUCCCAGCAGCUGUUGGUGCAGCUGUGGCUGUUUUAAUUGUAAUUAUUGGAGGAGGAGGAUUAUUAUAUUGGCACUUAAAAAAGAGGGCUCCGUCUAACAGACCACCAAUCAAAGAAGAAGGCCGAGAUGAGGAACAUUUACCGAUGGCAUAACCAGGAGGUGAUAAAAGAGCAAAUGGAGACCAUAAUGAAGGAAUCCCUCAGUGACCCAUCUGCUUCUUCCUGUGCUGCUCCAGUUGUUGUGGAGAGCAAAGUGAUCCAGUUACCUCAUGACACACUGUACCAGACUUGUGUCACAUCCUCCCUCCACCACCAGUCCACCAAUACCAUGAUCAUCUUUCAUGGGGCCAUCUUAAAAGAUAUAAAACACAUAAAUAA
This is a messenger RNA of Oreochromis niloticus (Nile tilapia), 1212 nucleotides long. RefSeq names its product tumor necrosis factor receptor superfamily member 5. The transcript has 10 exons. Bases 250 to 987 code for a protein of 245 amino acids. Gene Ontology annotation, cellular component: membrane; external side of plasma membrane. Gene Ontology annotation, molecular function: transmembrane signaling receptor activity; protein binding. The record is from RefSeq and is a predicted model, not a curated record. Lineage: Eukaryota; Metazoa; Chordata; Actinopteri; Cichliformes; Cichlidae. Gene Ontology annotation, biological process: positive regulation of T cell migration; negative regulation of alpha-beta T cell proliferation; apoptotic process.